UAAUGUCCAAUGGAACGGCUUCCAUUAGCAAGAAAUACCAUACACAUACAGCAGAGAAAGAUAAACUCACAAUCCACAAGCAGAUGUUGACAAAGGAAGAGCCUUUUUCAUCAAAUACUUCCACUGGUUUCUCUCGUGAAGAUCUUGGAACCUGUCUCUGUAGCACCCGUGAACCGGUUCCCUGAAUAAUUAAAUCAAAUACUUAUUAUGGGCUUACCCAUACCUUCUCACAUUAAAUAACAGAUUUAAUUCCUACCCAUCACAUGCUGCUUAGGGAAUCUAAUGAAAAAUAGUAUCGUUCACAUUUCUUCUCACCAAAUGGAAACCAAUGCCCAACCCACUUGUGGACCCAUAUUCUCCCAUGACAGAUUCUUAUUCAAUGAUCUACAUUGAUCAUUCCAUUUGAUCCAAGUUGGUCGAACCCGAAACAUCGUGGGUCGGGUUUGGAUUGAAUCACGAGUAGCAGUGUACAUACAUUCUCACCAAGAUGCUCGUGUGUCCUAAGUGUAAAGAGACUCGGCCUUCUUCAUAUUUGUCUGCAAAUGGGUGUCAAAUUUGUGACACUGCACGUUGCAUUCAUGCAGCGUAUCAGACGGAGACCCCUACUGUCCUUAUUGGCCUUUCGACACCAAGAUAUAGAAAGGAACAAAUAAGAGUACAUGACCCUGCAGGAGAGGAGCUCAGGAGCCUCUUUUCAACUAUUUCGUCUUCCUUUUUGGGUGUUUAGUGCAGAAGGAUUUACACCACAUAUUCAUUGGUUAUAGUUUACGGUUGACUGGUUUUUGCAUGAACGAUAUAAAGAAGCUUGGAGUCUCCUGAUCUUGAAUGCAAGAAAAGAUGGAAAGCAUUUAACCUCUCUACCCAAUUCCCAUGGAGGAAGCUUCAUGCCAAAAGGAGUAUUUGCAAUAAAGGCCGAAUAAAUUAUACAAGAAAGCUCAUAGCUCUGUUUAUUUAAAGCACACCCAUCAAGUGUCCAUUUCAUUCAGAGUCAGAGAGCUCCAGAGAAUGGGCAGUACCAGAAUGUUUUGGCUGCUUAUAUUUAGUUUCGGUUUACUCUUCAAUAAUCUUUCAGAGGCUAAACAUGAGAAGAAGCUUCCAUCUGCAGUUGUUGUGGGCACUGUUUACUGUGACACAUGUUUUCAGCAAGAUUUCUCAAGGACCAGCCACUUCAUAUCAGGUGCUUCUGUUUCAGUGGAAUGUGGAGAUGGAGGCUCGGAACCUAGUUUCCACCAGGAGGUACAGACAGAUGAACAUGGACAAUUCAAAGUUCACCUACCAUUUGCAGUUAGCAAGCACGUCAAGAGCAUUAAAGGGUGUUCGGUGAAGUUAAUCAGCAGCAGCGAGCCGUUCUGUGCAGUGGCCUCCACAGCAACUUCAUCAUCUCUCCAUCUCAAGUCAAGAAAACAAGGAGUCCACAUUUUCUCAGCUGGGUUUUUCUCUUUCAAGCCCCUGAAACAGCCAGACUUGUGUAACCAGAAACCAAAGCUUGAAACUUCAAAGGAAUUCAGUCCCAAGAAGACUGGCCUUUCUUCUCCAAGCCUUCCGCUGUUUCCACCCGUGACUCAAGACCCAACAGUGCCAAGUUCCCCACCCGCAACUCAAAAUCCAGCAUUGCCACAACUACCUCCUCUUCCCCAACUUCCCCAGCUUCCACCAUUGCCGACUCUGUCACCUAUUCCUCAUCUCCCCCAGCUUCCACCAUUGCCAAUUUUGUCACCUCUUCCUUUUCUACCACGACUCCCAGGGGUACCAAAUUUACCGCCUUUGAUGAGAAAACCAACUCAGACAAAAGCCUAUAAACUUUCGGACACAAAUUCCCUGUCAGGUCUAAAAUCUGAGAAGACAAUAUCCUUCUUUUCCCCUCCCUCAUUACCUUUUCUUCCAUCACCGUCACCUCCCUUUGGCCUUCCGCUGCCGCCAAACCCAUUCCAGCCACCUCCGUUACUGCCUCCAAACCCAUUGCAGCCAACACCACCUUCGCUGCUGCCUCCAAACCCAUUCCAGCCAACACCACCUUCGUUUAGUUUUCCACCAAUACCGUUUCUAACUCCACCACCACCACCACCGACCUUCCGUUUUCCUUUCCCUCCAUUUCCAUUCCCACCCAGAUUCCCUGGCAUUCCUCCAGCUUCUUCUUCACAAAGAAGCUCUCCUUGAUUACCUAUUCAAAACAGAGUCAACGUAUUACUAAGAAUAAUAGUCCCUUGGUAUAUAUAUAUAUAGCUCUUCCUCUUUCAUUUUCUUCUUUUGGUUUCAUGCAUUAGAUACUUAAGCAAGGGUUACUGUCAGAGCAGGCUUGUUGGGUCUUUGUGAUCAUGCAUGUGGGACGGAGAAGAAAUAUAAAUUUAUUGUAAUUUCAGCAGAUUGCAAUGAUUGUGUUAAAAAUAGUUUUCUUUUUCUGCCUAA
Molecule: messenger RNA, 2406 nt
Organism: Nelumbo nucifera (sacred lotus)
Lineage: Eukaryota; Viridiplantae; Streptophyta; Magnoliopsida; Proteales; Nelumbonaceae
Source: RefSeq, a predicted model, not a curated record